Molecule: messenger RNA, 285 nt
Organism: Lindgomyces ingoldianus
Lineage: Eukaryota; Fungi; Ascomycota; Dothideomycetes; Pleosporales; Lindgomycetaceae
Exons: 1
Source: RefSeq, a predicted model, not a curated record
AUGCAACAGAUCGAGUGGAAUCAGAGCCUUCCGUUUCUGUCUCAGAACUCCAUCCUGUAUACUUCGGUGAUCGGUUUAUUUAGUCAGGCACGGACGGGAAGCCUCUUCUAUUCCCAAGAAGCCCAUUUCGAGCCGCCGACUCUCAAGCUCAGUGAGCUUCACCUCUUGAAGCGAGACUUGAUUCGAUCGUCAGUCUUUAGCGUCUCGGGGUUUGGUGCAGAGAAUUUUAGUCUACAGUGGGACCUGCAGUAUCAAUCAAGAGAUCGGAACCAGACCUCCGCGCGU